AUGCCUAGUUAUGCUAAGUUUCUAAAGGACAUCCUAAGGAAGAAGAAGAAGUUGACUGAGUAUGAGACAGUAGCUCUUACUGAAGGAUGUAGUGCACUUUUGACCAAUAGCAUACCCCCUAAGCUCAAAGAUCUAGGAAGUUUUACCAUUUCUUGUUCAAUAGGAGGAAAGGAAAUAGGGAAAGCCUUAUGUGACUUACGUGCUAGUAUCAACCUUAUGCCUUUAUCUGUCUUUAACACCUUAGGCAUAGGAGAGGCUAGACCUACCACAGUUACACUUCAAUUGGCAAACAAAUCCAUUGCAUACCCUAAGGGAAUGAUUGAGGAUGUUUUAGUACAAGUUAAUAAGUUCAUAUUUCUGGAAGAUUUCAUCAUACUAGACUUUGAGGCCGAUAAGGACAUUCCUAUUAUUUUAGGGAGACCCUUCCUAGCAACCGGAAGGACUUUGAUAGAUGUCCAGAAAAGAGGGUUGAGUAUGAGGCUUCAAGACCAAAAAGUCACAUUUAAUGUUUUCAACUCCUUAAAAUACCCUGAUUAUUUGGAGGAGUGUUCAAGCAUAGCUGAAAUAGAGGAGAUGUGCCAUAAAGAAGAAGUUCAGGAAAGCCUUAAGUUGAAAGAAGAGAGCAUAGAGGAAUUAGAAGAAGAGACUGUUCAGGAAGUAGAGGCAAUAGGGAAUAAUACUGUGUGA
Cynara cardunculus var. scolymus (artichoke) is the source of this 687-nucleotide messenger RNA. RefSeq lists its product as uncharacterized. The transcript has a single exon. The record is from RefSeq and is a predicted model, not a curated record. Lineage: Eukaryota; Viridiplantae; Streptophyta; Magnoliopsida; Asterales; Asteraceae. Bases 1 to 687 code for a protein of 228 amino acids.